Molecule: messenger RNA, 1518 nt
Organism: Aspergillus chevalieri
Lineage: Eukaryota; Fungi; Ascomycota; Eurotiomycetes; Eurotiales; Aspergillaceae
Product: putative GABA permease
Exons: 5
Coding region: 1-1518 (505 amino acids)
Biological process (GO): amino acid transport; transmembrane transport
Cellular component (GO): membrane
Molecular function (GO): transmembrane transporter activity
Source: RefSeq, a predicted model, not a curated record
AUGUCUGGCAAGGAAUCGCAGGUGUUUUCUGGCUCUUCGAAUGAAGAUGUUCGGUUGGGGGAUUUGGGGUAUGAGCAGGAGCUCAAGCGUUCAUUUGGUUUGUUGGGCAUGGUCGGGUUCAGCUUCAGUGUCGUGACAUCAUGGACAGCACUAUGCGGAGUCUUCGUCGUUGGUAUCACCUCUGGCGGCCCUCCCGUCAUGGUUUUCAGUUUCCUCGCCAUUAGCAUCAUCACCCUCGCCGUUGCAAUUCCGAUGGCCGAAAUGUGCUCUAUGUAUCCUGUUGCCGGUGGACAAUAUUCCUGGGUUGCUGCGUUAGCACCUCCAAGUAUUGCUCGAGGCCUAUCAUAUGUGAGCGGUUGGUUUAUGCUUAUUGGUGUUCUUGCAAUGGGCGCAACAAACAACUCCAUCGCCGCCAACUUCGUCCUCGGCAUGGCAAACCUCGUCUUCCCUUCCUACACAAUCGAGCGCUGGCAAACAGUCCUAGUCGCCUACCUCGUUGCCCUCCUAGGCACAGCAGUCAACCUCUGGGGCGCGCACCUCCUCAACCGGAUCUCCCGGUUCAUCCUAAUCUGGAACGUGGGCUCUUUCCUCAUCACAAUGAUCGUCCUCCUAGCCACGAAUGACAAUAAACAGCCCGCUUCGUUCGUGUUUCAGGACUUCCAGAAUUUCACUGGAUGGGGUUCGUCGAUGGCUGCGAUUGUGGGUAUACUCCAGGCUUGUUUUGGGAUGUGUUGCUAUGAUGCGCCGUCGCAUAUGACGGAGGAGAUGAAGUCUGCGUCAAAGGAGGCGCCAAAGGCUAUUAUUCUUUCUGUUAUACUUGGUGCUGUGACUGGGUUUGCCUUCUUGUUGACGUUGUGCUUUUGCAUUGGCGAUAUCAACGAGACUGCGAACACCACGACCGGUGUCCCGGUUAUUCAGAUCCUCUACGAUUCCACGGGUAGCAAAGCGGGUACUUGUGUGCUGGCCAGCAUGAUCUCUGUGAUUGUCAUUGUUGCAGGGAACAACCUCAUCGCCGAGGGAUCGCGGUCUAUCUAUGCUUUUGCGCGUGAUCAUGGUCUUCCCUUCUCGGGGUUCCUUUCUCGCGUCUCGACGAAGAAACAGGUUCCUGUGAAUGCUGUCCUGCUCACACUGGCUGUGCAAUUGGCACUUGACGCAAUUGACUUUGGAACAACAACAGGCUUCGAGACAGUCAUUGCCAUCGCCACUGAGGGCUUCUACCUGUCCUACGCAACAGCCCUCAGCAGCCGCCUCCUGGGCUAUGUCACUGGCCACAAAACCCACCUCACAGGCCCAUUCUCCCUGCCUCUCCCCAUAUCAAUUGCCUUGAAUGUCCUUGGUUUAUUGUUCCUGCUCUUCGCAGCAAUUACGUUCAACUUUCCCACGACGUACCCCAUCUCGCAUGAGUCGAUGAAUUAUACUUCUGCUGCGAUUGGAGUUAUUGCUGUUAUCGCGCUGUUUACAUGGUUGACGACGGGGAGGAAGAGGUUUGCUGGGCCGGGGGGUGUCACUUUUAGUUGA